Molecule: messenger RNA, 804 nt
Organism: Magnolia sinica
Lineage: Eukaryota; Viridiplantae; Streptophyta; Magnoliopsida; Magnoliales; Magnoliaceae
Exons: 2
Coding region: 1-312 (103 amino acids)
Source: RefSeq, a predicted model, not a curated record
AUGGCAGCCACAGUAAUGGUUGUCCUGCAGAAACAACAAAAAGGUUGCCUAUCACCUGCAGGCCUUUGUAAUGCAGAUUUUUCAUUCAAUGUUGUUGGGGAUGAACGCAUGCUCAACCUUCCCAUGCAGAACAGGAUUUCGUAUUCCAGCGCCGACCAUGUUUUGGGGGCAGCUGGAUACUUAAUACAUUGCUUUGAUGGUGUCUUAAGGAGAGGUGGUUUGAAGCCUCUUCAGCAGUUUCUCGGUAGUUGCUGCCUUGUGGAAAUCAAUUUUGCUUCUCAUCAUGAGGAUUCAUCUUCUAUUAACAAGUGAUGAAGGAACUUUGCAAGAGGUGGGUCUUCCUUUUUAUGAUGAGUUUGAUUCGAUGGUCCUUUCAGAAAGGGGUAACAUGGAAAUUAUAACACUUACAUGAACAUUUUCAUCAAAUACCAUCCUAGGUAAUGAGAUAGAAUUAGCAAAUUUCUGAAGUUUCUGAACCUGAUUUAAGAUUGGUUUUCCAUAAUCUCUUAGCAUUUUUUUUUUUCGAAUAUUGAUCAUAUAGCUUGUCAGAGAGAGAGAGAGUUUGGAAUGUUGUUGACAUAUGUAAUCAUCAUCAAUCUACUUACAUACUUUUUCAUUUGCAGCGGAAACUUCUUCAUCUAAAGCAUCGGGAACAUUAGGAACAAUAGAAUGGUCCUCAAUGAGAAUAUAAACAAUUUUGAGUUAUUUGAGCAAAAACUAUCUUUUGUUCUCACCAGUGUGAGUUUUUCUGCCAAAACUGUUCUUUUUAGUUUUAACCAAGUCAAUAUUGGUAAAUUGGAGCAA